AUGUCUUCCGGCAGGUACAUGGCGUACUCACCCUCGCCCUCCGCUCCUCACUCUCCUCACCUCGGCGGCCUUCUCUCCGCCUCCACCGCCAUCGUUGAGCAAGAAAAAUUAGUCCUAGUAUUUGGAAGUGACACUGACUGCUUCAAAAUCAUGCAAUCAGUGACGGUAGCAUUAGAUUUGUACCAUCAAUAUAGUGAAGCCGUUCGUCAUCUGCAUGAGAUGUAA
Molecule: messenger RNA, 225 nt
Organism: Ilex paraguariensis (yerba mate)
Lineage: Eukaryota; Viridiplantae; Streptophyta; Magnoliopsida; Aquifoliales; Aquifoliaceae
Source: the annotation of a GenBank genome assembly